AUGGCUCAAUCACCAGAUCUCAACCCUUUGGAGAAUCUUUGGAAAAUUCUUAAAGAUCAAACUCAAUGCUGCAAGUUAUUUCCAACAACAAUAUUGUCUAAUUUAGUUGAAAGUAUGCCAAAAUGGGUUAAAAUG
Molecule: messenger RNA, 135 nt
Organism: Acaulospora morrowiae
Lineage: Eukaryota; Fungi; Glomeromycota; Glomeromycetes; Diversisporales; Acaulosporaceae
Source: the annotation of a GenBank genome assembly